UUAGGCCUGGUUCACACUACAUGCAUUUCAGUUGCGUUUUUUCUCCAUCCAAAAUGCACAGAAAGUAGGUUAUAUGGUUGCUCAGUGUCAUAGUUCACAUCAGUGCUUGCAGUUCCAGUGCGUUCCGGUUGCAGAAAAAAAAAGUAGAGCAGGCUGCAUUUUUUUAUGCACAGAGCUGUACUGGAACACAGUAAAACGCAUCAGAAACGCACCGAAACACACCAAAAACGCACCAGAACGCACAUGUCAUUAUUUAAAUUGAAGAAAACAAGAGAGGAAAAAAUGAACUGAAUGCAUAA
This is a messenger RNA of Staurois parvus, 299 nucleotides long. Lineage: Eukaryota; Metazoa; Chordata; Amphibia; Anura; Ranidae. The record is from the annotation of a GenBank genome assembly.